This is a messenger RNA of Schistocerca piceifrons (Central American locust), 1440 nucleotides long. RefSeq names its product retinol-binding protein pinta-like. NCBI's taxonomy places the organism in Eukaryota, Metazoa, Arthropoda, Insecta, Orthoptera, Acrididae. Gene Ontology annotation, cellular component: membrane. Gene Ontology annotation, molecular function: phosphatidylinositol bisphosphate binding. Bases 140 to 1069 code for a protein of 309 amino acids. The record is from RefSeq and is a predicted model, not a curated record. The transcript is spliced from 7 exons.
GUGUCUAGCUGCCCGCUUAUCUGCAGGUGCGUGCGGCGAGCUGCGGCUGCGCGACUGUGUGGCUUCGUGAAGGCGACUUCGCUGACCUCAGCUGGGUUCCUGAGUUUUUCGUGAGUUUUCCGCUUACCGAAUACCAGCAAUGAGCGAUCGCUACAGCUUCAUCCCUGCGACGCGGGAGCAGAUGGAGACCAUCAGGAAGAAACUGGGGACAGAUGAAGAGGGCAUCAAGAGGACCAUCGCGUCUGUACGAGACUGGCUCAGGAUGCAGCCGCAUCUGCCCGACGAGAUAGAUGACGCACAUAUCGAGAGGAUGUACAUAAACUGCAAGUGCAGCAUAGAGAGGGUUAAGAAAGGAGUGGAUGCCUACUUCGCGCUGAGGACCAGGUAUCCAGAGAUGAUGAUGAAUCGUGACCCUAUGGGAGCCGACGUUGUGAGCACCAUGGAACACAUCGUGAUACUGACAAUGCCUCGCCUUACCAAAGAGCUCUACCGGGUGCACAUCUUCGCCGACCCCGACCCGGACCCCAUGUGGGUCUCCUGGACAAAUUAUGGAAAAACCGUCUCCAUAAACCUCGACUGGAUGCUACUGAAUGACUACUCGCUCGGAGACAUCGUCAUCAUUGACCAGAAGAAAAUGACUGCUGGACACAUCCUCCGGUCUGAUAUCAAUAUGAUACGGGCUAUUGAAUUUGGCUACAAGACUGCCUAUUGCCGGAGCUUGAAAGCAUUACAUUUGAUAAAUGCUGACAAACUAGUCGAUUUGGCAAUGAAAAUAUUGAAGGCAGCUCUCUCCGAAAAGUUGCAGAAGAGGAUACACGUCCAUCCUCCAGGAUCAACGACGCUGAUUGACCACGUGGCAAAGGAACAUCUGCCGGACGAACUAGGAGGCACUGGCGGUCCUAUGGACAAACUUGCCUAUGAUUUCUUCAGAAGAACGGAGAAGAUGCGAGACUGGUUCUUGGAGCAGGACCGUUACAUCUCGGACGAGAGCAAGAGGCCUCCUGAUAACCACUACGCCGACGACUUGUUCGGAAUAGCGGGCUCCUUCAAGAAGCUCUCAGUAGACUGACGCAGUUUCAUUUAAUAUUGUAGAUCCUGUUACUUGUGAUAGUAAACUGUGAUACACAGGGUGAACUGGGAAUCCACCAAAAAAAUUCCAAGCUUUUUUGUGAUAAUUUCUGCUUCCGCCUAACGGACCCAUGGCUUUCGGUGGUUCGUUAGAGAAUAACAACAUUUUGUUUGACGUUUUCUUGUUGAUGUCUUCAGUCGAAGCCUGGUUUAGUACAGAACCCAAUGCUACUUUAUCCUGUGCUCAAACUUCUUCACCUCUCCACACGAACAGCAACCGCCGUCCAUCCCACUGUAUUGGUUAAUAAAAAAAAAAAGAGAAGAAAAGAAAAAGGUUGAAAAUGUGGGAAGAAAUGGUGAAUAAAAAGGGGA